Messenger RNA from Iphiclides podalirius (scarce swallowtail), 333 nucleotides. The record is from the annotation of a GenBank genome assembly. NCBI's taxonomy places the organism in Eukaryota, Metazoa, Arthropoda, Insecta, Lepidoptera, Papilionidae.
AUGAGCGUAUCUCGUUUCUCACGGCCCGCCGGCCGGCUGAACCGUCGCGACCAAGAAAUGUGGGGCACGGCGUUUCAUAGCAGCGAUAAUGCACGUGCGCAGCGUCUUUCGAUACGUAGACGGAGACGGAGGCGGAAACGCGGAAAAUGUCAGCGAUCCAAAGAGCGUCGGGCGCGGCCCGUGACCAUAAGCGGCCGCAAGGAUAACGCAGCUGCCCGCAGAUAUCGGGCUCGUUGCCGUGACGUAAUUGUUAUUGCAGCGCGCGCGAACAAAGAAAACGCGCGCGCACUUAUCGCGCGAACGCUUUUGCCUUUGUUCGAACGUCGAACGGUU